GACAUGGAGCAACAAGGUGUUCAGCUGGAUCGAGAAGCUUUCUCCUGUUCCAUCUGUUUGGAUCUGCUGAAGGAUCCUGUGACCACUUCCUGUGGCCACAGCUACUGUAUGAAGUGUGUUCAAAACUUCUGGGAUGAAGAGGAUCAGAGAGGAAUCCACAGCUGCCCUMAGUGCAGAGAGACAUUCAUACCGAGGCCUGCCCUGAAGAAAAACACCAUGUUAGCAGCUUUAGUGGAGCAGCUGAAGAAGACUGGACUCCAAGCUGCUCCUGCUGAUCUCUGCUAUGCUGGACCUGAAGAUGUGUCCUGUGAUGUCUGCUCUGGAAGAAAACUCAAAGCCAUCAAGUCCUGUUUAGUCUGUCUGGCCUCUUACUGUGAGAAACACCUUCAGCCUCAUUAUGAUCAGAAACACAAGCUGGUGGAUCCCUCCAAGAAGCUCCAGGAGAACAUCUGCCCUGCUCAUGAUGAGUCAGUGUCAGCACUCAGUGAGUCUCCACACUCAUCCAGCAUCAAGAUCCGUCCACUCACAUACUUUGAGGAUGUGACAGCAGCUGUGGAGGAGCUCAGAGACGAACUACAGRACGUCCUGAGAGACGCGUGGACAAACAUCUCACUGACUGUCUCUGAGGUGGACGUCUUACUGUCAGAACCAGGACCAGGACCAGAACCAAAGAGCAGAGCUGGAUUCUUAAAAUAUUCCUGUCAAAUCACACUGGAUCCAAACACAGUAAGCACAAAGGUGAAACUGUCAGAGGGAGGCAGAAAGGUAACAGCAAUGAAUCGACCUCAGUUUUAUCUCAAACAUCCAGACAGAUUCAUUGGAUGGGAGCAGGUUCUGAGCAGAGAGAGUCUGACUGGUCGUUGUUACUGGGAGGUGGAGCUGAGAGGAAAACUUGUUUCUGUAGCAGUCGCCUACAAGAAUAUCAGCAGAGUGGGGGAUGGAUGUACAUUUGGACUAAAUAACAAAUCCUGGGCAUUAAGUUGUUACCAAAACGGUUUCACAUUUUGGCACAACAACAUCCAUACCUCCAUCUCAGGUCCUGAAUCCUCCAGGAUCGGGGUGUACCUGGACCACAGAGCAGGUGUUCUGUCCUUCUACAGCGUCGCUGAAACCAUGACCCUCCUCCACAGAGUCCAGACCACCUUCACUCAGCCGCUCCAYGCUGGGAUUAGGUGUGGUUCAUGUUUGGGUCUUUCAUUUGCUUCAAGUGCUGAAUUCUGUAAACUCAAAUAG
Messenger RNA from Austrofundulus limnaeus, 1233 nucleotides. RefSeq names its product E3 ubiquitin/ISG15 ligase TRIM25-like. The record is from RefSeq and is a predicted model, not a curated record. NCBI's taxonomy places the organism in Eukaryota, Metazoa, Chordata, Actinopteri, Cyprinodontiformes, Rivulidae. Gene Ontology annotation, molecular function: protein binding.